Molecule: messenger RNA, 1467 nt
Organism: Lithohypha guttulata
Lineage: Eukaryota; Fungi; Ascomycota; Eurotiomycetes; Chaetothyriales; Trichomeriaceae
Exons: 2
Coding region: 1-1467 (488 amino acids)
Biological process (GO): DNA repair; meiotic DNA recombinase assembly; reciprocal meiotic recombination
Cellular component (GO): Rad51B-Rad51C-Rad51D-XRCC2 complex; Rad51C-XRCC3 complex; replication fork
Molecular function (GO): four-way junction DNA binding; ATP binding; crossover junction DNA endonuclease activity
Source: RefSeq, a predicted model, not a curated record
AUGGACGGCCUUGCUUCUGAGGAUUACCACAACUUCUCUCAACCAUCGCCAUCCACACAUCGAUUACCAACGUUGAGUGGCGCACAGGAUCUGCUUGACACUAUCGAAAAGCACAAGCCGAUAUCAACACAUCUUCGAGCCCUGGACAACACCCUCGGCGCUUUUGGUCAUGGAUUUGCUGAAUAUGGAGGGAUACCAAAGGGCACAUUGACCGAAGUCUACGGACCACCCGGCAGUGGUAAAACACAAUUUGCACUUCAACUCGUCGCAAACGUCUUAGUAAAGGACGGAGGCGUGACAUGGAUCGACACUGCUGCGAAAGUGCCUCUGUCUCGUCUCAAUCAUCUACUGUCGUGCUCCGAUGCAGGUGAAGAUCGAGCUGUCCUAUUGAACCAAGUGACUGCAGGCGAAGCUGCAUCUCUUCAACCCAAGUUCGAAUACGCCUGUAUUUCCAGCCUCUCACAUCUGCUUGGCAGGGUGCUUCAUCCAUCACAGGAUUUCCCGUCCGUAACUACCAGUCUACUGGUCGUUGAUGACUUCUCCAGCAUUGUAUUGACUGGUCUCCCACAAAACGACAAGCUUGCCUCAUCGUCUGCGGCAAACGGUAGCACUCUAUCUCGAGAUGAGAUCAUCGCCAAGUCAAUUGCCGGACGUCGCGCAGCCAUGCUGAACUCCAUCUCCGCAGGCCUAGCACGUCUAGCAGCUUCUCGAAAUAUAGCUGUCGUUGUCCUCAACAAAGCCAGUGCCAGUCGACAAAACGGAACUAAGGACGCCAUUUUGAGGUCGGCUCUUAGUACACAGCAUUGGAGUGAAAAUGUUAGCACAAGAAUUGCGAUAUACCGGGACUUCUGGCCGACCAUCGAUUGGUCGAAUUUGAGCCACGAAGAAGCGAAGAAACAGAGAAAGCGUCGACAAUGGCCACUUCGAGUCGCCGAGGUGGAGAGAAUAGCAGGUAAGGAGGUAGUCACUACAGGUGUCCGAUUCGUCAUAUCAAAGAGUCGCCUACAAGCAGUAGAUGAGCCUCCAACCACCAUACAAGUCAAGGAUGUUGCGCCCAGGUCUUCAUCCACCUCUCAGCAAGACCAAGAGGAAGCUGUUGGCAAUCUCGAGUUACAGGAUGCUGGAGAGCCAGUGGAUCAGGGCCUACGGAUGCCCGAGGACACGGCAGACGUGUCCUCCUCUAGGGAGAAUUUAGCACUAACAAACCGCCCCUUAAAACGGACAAUUGACGAGGUUGCUGAUAGUGAAGAUGAAGAUGAGGUAUCGAUGGAAGAUAGAUCAAAGAGCGACCGGGCUCAAACUUCAGCCCCACCAGCCAAUCUUGGUGGGUUCCUACCAUCAUCUCAACUGACCCAAGGUGAGCCAGUUUCGAGUUCACCGCCAGUGACAAGGAAGUUGUCGGGGGAUCUGAAUUCAACAGUGUUGGACGACAACGACGAGGAGGAAGAAAUGUUGCUCAAGGACUGA